GGGCCGCGCGUUCCUGUCGCAGCCCGUCUCCCUCUCUCCCCCUCUGCAGCCCUGCGCCGGGAGGCCCACAGCUGGGACGAUGCCCCCUGCGCGCGGCUCCAAAAGCCUGGGGAGCAAGCAGGCCCGGCCCGGCCGAGGGGCAGGCGUGGAAAAUGUUCAAGCAGACAAGGAGGAGAUUUCUCAGGCAAAACGAUCCCCCUCUUCGCCCCAGGGGGCACCCAGGAAGCGUUCAGCCUUUGGAGAUAUUACCAACGCUCAUGAGGCGCAGGGCCUUGCGGGGAGGAAGGAGCCAGUGAAGAUGAUUCCCAAGAAGGCCUCCAAGGGAUCCGCCCCACUGAACGUGGCCAAGAACAAUGAGAUCAACCUGAAGAAAUCUCUGGACAAAGCCCCCUCCGAGGAAGGUCCUGCUGAGCUGGGCGAUGCGGUCAACCGUGGCCUCAGAGAGGAGCAGGUCGACCCGCUGGUCGUGGUGGCGGCGCCAGCAGGCCUGGUGACUCCGGCUGAGGACAUAGACAAGGGCCAGCUGGACGACCCCUAUGCCAAUGCCGAGUACGCGAAAGACAUCUUCAUCUACAUGCGGGAGCGAGAGAAGAGCUUCCUGCUCCCGGACUACAUGAGGAACCAGCCCGACAUCACCAUGGAGAUGCGGGCUAUCCUGGUGGACUGGGUGGUGGAGGUGCAGGAGAACUUUGAGCUCACCCAUGAGACCCUUUAUCUGGCGGUCAAACUGAUGGAUCACUACUUGGUCCGGGUGGGGGCCAUGCGGGACAAGCUGCAGCUGAUCGGCUCCACAGCCAUCCUCAUUGCCUGCAAGUUCGAGGAGCGCUGCCCUCCCUGCGUGGAUGACUUCUUGUACAUCUGUGACGAUGCCUACAAGCGGGAAGAGCUGCUGGCCAUGGAGAUGAGCAUUUUGCAAACGCUCCACUUCGACAUCAACAUCCCCAUCGCCUAUCGCUUCCUCCGGCGGUUUGCCAAGUGUGCCCGGGCUACAAUGGAGACCCUGACCCUGGCCCGCUUCAUCUGUGAGCUGACCCUGCAGGACUACGCGUUUGUGCAGGAGAGCGCCUCCCGCCUGGCUGCCGGCUGCCUUCUGCUGGCACUCAAGAUGAAGAACCUCGGCGGCUGGGCAUCCCGUCACCGAAGGAAAGAUUUGUGCGGGAAGGAGGAAACAUGCAGAGCCAGGACCACAGGCAGGAUCCUGGGCUUUGCCGGAACAGAAGGGAAGCGAGCUGGUUCCCUUUGCUGCUCUCUCUCCAGCCCUGAUGGCUGCAAAGGUGGGCAGGGCCCGACCCUGGAGUACUACAGUGGCUACAGAGCCCAGGACCUCCUCCCACUGGUGAAGCAGCUCAACUUCCUGCUGACCCACGGCCGGGAUGACCGACUCAGGGCUGUGCGCAACAAGUACUCCCACCGGGUCUUCUUUGAGGUGGCCAAGAUCGAGCCAGUGGACACGCAGGAGCUGGAGAAAGCUUUGCAGAGCUAGCCCCGGUGUUGAGGGUCGGGGCAUCUCCGGCCCCGGGGCCUGUCCUGCACCGAAGCUGGAGCUGACCUACCCUGUAAUAGCCUAUGAGGCCUGUAAAUAUAUUUUUUUUAAUGAUGGGAGGAAAAAAGGAAAAAUGUUAUGGGGGGGAAUUGUAUGGGCAAAAUAACAAGCUUUCAAUAAAAGAGUGUGAGCGCAACCUUUUUGUCAUGCCUUCAGUGGGCAUCCCAAGAGCGCCCCUUUGCUGGGCAAGCCCCAUGUGUCGCUGGCCUGGCUCCGGGUGGGAGGUCUCGCUCCAAGAGGGUGCAAGGAAACACGAGGCCAAAUGCACCUUCAGCUGCCCAAGGCCACAUA
Messenger RNA from Python bivittatus (Burmese python), 1834 nucleotides. Lineage: Eukaryota; Metazoa; Chordata; Lepidosauria; Squamata; Pythonidae. The record is from RefSeq and is a predicted model, not a curated record.